GUUCGUCAGGCUCUGCGUCAGCAACAGGAGGAAGGAGGAAACUGUCAGCAGCACUCAGGCAGCGACCGCAGCGCCACGGCUGAACUGCUGCGUAUCAAAGACCAUCUCAUAGACGUAGAAAAGAAUAAUGCUUCCCUCCACACGGAGAGCAGUUUAUUGAAAGAGCAGCUCAGACAGCUGGAGAGCCAAAACACGUCUCUGAACAACCAGAUGGCGGCGCUGCAGCGGCACACGAGCACGCUGCAGGAGCAGAAUUCAACUUUGCACACACAGACGGCCAAGCUGCAGGUGGAGAACUCCACCAUCUCCUCCCAGAGCGCCUCUCUCAUGGCCCAGAACGCAGUGCUGCAGGGCCAGGUCACCGCCCUGGAGACGGAGGCGGAGUCGUGGCAGCGGCAGCGCGACGAGGCGUGGCGAGCCCGGGAGAGCACGCUCAGCGACCACGAGCGCCUGCUGAGCGUGCACGAGAGGCAAGCUCAGGAGUACGAGCAGCUCAUCAGUCAGCACGCGGCGCUGAAAGGCAAACAGAGGGCGCUGGAGAGCGARCACAGAGCGCUGCACGGCAAGUACUGCACGUUGCUGCAGCUAAAGGAGAAGUGGGAGGAGCAUGAGGGGCGUGGCCAGAAAGAAAAGGAGGAGCUAAGUCAGGAGAUCCAGAAGAACAGACUCUUACAGCAGGAGAAUCUGCAGCUAAAAACAGAAGUGGACAGGCUGACCCAGAGCCAGUCCCARCACUCAGAGCAGAACGAGGGGCUCCAUCAGCGCAUAAACGAACUGAAAAGCUCGUUAAGUUCAACUMAGCUGGACGUGAGUCAGUGGGUGGCCCGCUAUGAUUCUCUAAUGGAGCAGCACCAGAACCUGGACCUCACCAUGACCAAACUGGACAACCACUGCGAGCUUCUGAGUCGACUAAAAGGGAACCUGGAGGAGGAGAACCACCAUCUGCUGAGUCAGAUCAACCUGCUGAGUCAACAGAACCACACUCUGCUGGAGAGGAGCAUGGAGAGCAAGGAGCUGUACCACCAGGAGCAGAAAUUAUACAUUGAUAAACUGAAUUCUCUUCGUCGACAAAAAGAAAAACUCGAGGAGAAAAUCAUGGACCAGUACAAGUUCUACGACCCUGCACCCAAAAAGAGGAGUCAGUGGUCCGGAGCCAAAGCUUUGGUCAAGCUGAUAAAACCCCGGAAGGAGAGCAGCCGGGAGCGAGGAGGCGACCGAGACAAGGAGGCCGACAAAGUCCGAGAGAGAGCGAAGAGCGCUCCGGACAUCCCCCUGCCCGCCACGCCCCCCCUGCUGCCGCCAGAGACGCCGCCGCCCGUUCCCAAACGCACAGGAAUUGACUCCCACAGCAACAACAGCACCAGCCCCAGCCUGGGACCACAGAGUCCAGCUCUGACCCCGAUCAGCAGAGGAUUGACUGACAGGAGCCGGGGCGUUUACCACAGUGGCACUCCAGGAGGCAGCAACGAAAGCAUCAACGGAGAAGAUGGACAAGCUCUGAUUCAAAGGAACCGCCUUAGCUCCACCCCGAACCACCAGUCAUCCUYGCAGGUUCAAACAAGCAGCUCCAGACUGGGUCAGAAUCGCAGACCCAGAGCUCCGUUCGAUGAAGACUCUCGUCACGCCUCCUACGACCCUGUUUUUGGAGGUCGGCCCGGCUCUGCAGACUACAGCCACAACACCUCGAGCUCCAACUCACCUGUCGCCUGCAGAGAUUCGUCAGCUCGUCAGCCUCGAUCAGCCAGCCUCUCCAGUGACGACGUUACAGGUCUCAACCAAUCACAGCAGAGCCUGUCGCGUAGCUCCACCCUUCCCUACGACCACGCCCCCCAGAGAGCCCAGCCCCAGCGAGGAGGCGGAGUCAGGGCUAAAACGAGACCAUCUUCUCCUGGAAGUGAGAUGGUGACGUUGGAGCAGUUUCUACAGGAGAGCAACCUGCAGUCGCCUCCUGUGCUCUCUACAGGAAGCACCGAUGACUUGAUGACUGACUAUUUCACACGAAGCCCCGCCCCCUCAGCUCCAGCUGGUAGAGAUCAGAUCACCCCAACCAGCUACGUCACGCCCACUGUCCACUCGACCAAUCAGAGGCCGGGUCAAAGCGUGAAGCCCUCCCCCCGCCAGCCCGUUGGCCAAUCGCCCGCCUCCAGCCAGCCUGUCACUCAGAGAACCGGCCAAUCCCUGAGCCGGGCCUUUAGCCUGGCUUCUGCUGAUCUGCUGCGCUCCAACGGACCCGACAGUUACCGUGGAAACGAGGGGUCUCCCUCUCAAACGGACGGGGUGACUCGGCGACAAGUGGGAGGGGCUAACACCCGCGAGCGACCACUGUCUGCUCGAUUUGGAGCAUCGGAGGGCAACUUCCUGAGUUCACCCAUCCACCAGUCGACGUCCAUGAACCUGCAGACCGAGAGACACGCAGAGAGGCUGAGGACCGCCGCCUCCCGGAACGGGCACCGCGGGGAGGUCGCCAUGGUGACCCCCGUCAGGGCCACGCCCCCCGAGGAACCCUCACAGCAUAGAGAUGUCCCCAGAGAGGGUCGGUCAGGAGACCCCUCCCACUCUAAUAAAGACAGAGACAGAAUCCCGGGCGGAUCCCCAGAGAGACCCAAGAGCACGCCGGCUUCACCCGACCCCAACAACGACCCGCAGACGGUGUGGUACGAGUACGGCUGCGUCUAAACGCUGAGGGCUGCGUCUAAAGACUGGAGCAAAGACAAAGGAAAAGACAAUGGGUUGUUCCCACGCCUGGGCUUGGUCUAAACCCUGGAGAGUACAUAGUUUCUAUAACACCGGGGGUUAAUCUGUAGCCUGGGCUUGGUCUAAAUCCUGGAGAGGAUCUGUUUCUGUAAAAUCUGACCCGACCCAACACGACACACCUCUCACCUCAACACUACAGGCUCUCUGCAGGUCUACGUUCUGAUCCAGCAGAACCACAGAAGAAUCUUUAAGACUUGUUUUAACUUCAGUUAUAAAUUAAACUUUUAUUAGAUUUUAAUCCAGAGCUCAGUCAGUGGCUCGAAGGUUAAACGUGAGGAACUUCAAAGAAAACAUGCACGUUUUUGUGCACAAGAACACUAAAACCGGGCCCGUCUACGAUCUGGAACCUCAGUGUUUUAAAUGCAGUUCUGCGUGCAGACUGAAGGUAUCACAUUUCUAUUAUUUUAGUCGGGAACAAACACUGGAAAACCCGCCAGGAGGAGAAAAACAGGAGCGCCUGGAGGAGGUGGUGAGUGGACGGAGGAGGAGGGAGGAGGAGCACCUCCCUGCUAAAUUACAGCUCUUCUCUCUCCAUCUUUAGCCUCUGUCCCAGCAUGCAACACUCUGACACUUUAUGGGAAAUACUGCUCGAGACGAGCCAACACUAGUCUCACAAAUACACACAAACACACAGUGACACACACACUGGCCUCGUCCCUGAGGGAGGUUUUGGUGGCAGCAUCACUAACUUAAUGAGGGAAACCAUGUUGUUUGGGCUGCAGCUCAUCCAGGACCGAGAGGAGAGGCUGAAACCCUCGAGCUGUUUCUGACGCAGACACGUUUCAGUUCAACACUUUCAGAGUUAGAAGAACUGUCCAGGAUAAUUCGAACGAGACAAAAUUUUAAACGGUGCUCCAAUUUUUUAAUUCCACCAAAGAAACAAAACAAAAAAACUCCAGCUUACCGGACCUGCAAAACUGUGACGACUGUACGCUGAAGCUUUAGUUUGAUCAGCUGUUCUGCUUUAAAAAUAUUUUAUUUACAGAACAAUAAUGACAAACAGGAGGUUUGAAAACAGCUGAUUUUGAAACAGAAUUAAAAACAAAGCAAUGAAGACUGGUAAAAAUAAAUAAAAUUAAAACUACAGCAUGUUUGUUUACCUAUAAACCAGCUGAUGAACAAUGGCAACACAUUGAAAGAAAUCCAACAGUUUUAAUGUAUUUGUACAAAUUUACACUCAGAUUUUGAGUGAAAUAUGCAGAUUAAAUUGCUUUGUUUACACUGAGUGUGUACCUGCAUUUCAGAAAUGCAUAUAAAAUAUAACACCAUUAACCGAACGUGUUGAUUAAAAAAACAAAAAUCAGAUUUUUUUUUUUGAACCUUUGCUCCGUCAUCUCAGUCUGAUCUGACAGCAGCUCAACUUCACUWAAAGAGAAGAGAAGCUGAUGAAUUAUGCAGCAGCUGCGUCGGGUUUCAUCGUUCAGCGGUUCAGGUCCGGUUCAGGUCCAGUUCAGGUUCGAAGCUUCACGACCACAAGAACCUGAGGGGGGAAAAAAAUAUCUGAUCCGAAACAGAAGCUUCUGACAUUCAGAGUCCAAACAUUUCAAUUAUCUGAUCAUUUCAGUCUGAAAACCCUCUGGUCAGAAAGAGGAGAGGUUUUCUCACUGGAAACAACCAAAACAGGUUCUGCAGAAGAGUUAUUAUUAAAACAACGUAAACGUUUGUUUGUUUAUUUAAAUGGGAGAAAAACAAACAUGAUGAUGAUGAUGAUGCAACACUGGAGGGCUGAAGACGGUCGACUAUUUCUGCACAUUUUGAACAAAAAUCCCGUUGAUAUGCAACAAGUAAAUUAUUUUCCUGUAACUUUUGUACAUUUUUAGAUUUUUUUAAAUAACUUUUUGAAUGUUAGAACUUUUUUAUAUUUGUUAAACUCAAAAUGUUGAUUUCAAAAAACUCCGACAUGAAUUCCUGUCAGAGCUCUGGCUUCAGKCGUGUUUUUAAUGUUUUGUUUUGUUUGAAGGCUUUAAUUGUGAAGUUUUGUAGAUGAUUCUGCAGUUUGGAGUGAAAGAAAUCAGAACAUUUCUCCGCUCGUCGUGUGUUUCCUGCUCCUCGGCUCGCCGCCGUCUCCUGAACGUUUUCUGUCUGAGUGACAGAGGCGAACGUCACUCAGAUUUCUGCUGUAACUGAAACUUCUGCUGCUGUGAUGUGAAAACUGCUGAAAAACUGAUGAAAUUAUUGCGCUCGUUCUGCAGAAAAUUUAAAUAAUAAAGAUUUAUAAACCUAAA
Molecule: messenger RNA, 4979 nt
Organism: Austrofundulus limnaeus
Lineage: Eukaryota; Metazoa; Chordata; Actinopteri; Cyprinodontiformes; Rivulidae
Product: protein Daple
Biological process (GO): cytoplasmic microtubule organization; cytoskeleton-dependent intracellular transport
Cellular component (GO): cytoplasm; centrosome
Molecular function (GO): dynein light intermediate chain binding; microtubule binding
Source: RefSeq, a predicted model, not a curated record